This is a messenger RNA of Drosophila suzukii, 3573 nucleotides long. The record is from RefSeq and is a predicted model, not a curated record. NCBI's taxonomy places the organism in Eukaryota, Metazoa, Arthropoda, Insecta, Diptera, Drosophilidae.
GCUUGGUCAGUUCUCGAAAAUUUAAUUUGAGAAUAAGUUUAUAUUUUUUUGGAGAAAAGAAGGAAGAAAAACCGAUACUGAUCAAAACGCAGAGGCAUCCGGCUCGUACUAGGCCAGCCCUCACAAUGUCUGUCCCUGUACGCUACUCCUCUGCUGCCGCCGAAUACGCCGCCGAAGUUGAUUGUGAGUUGGAGAGCACUCUGCAACAGCAGCAGCAACAGCAAUACGAGUACGAGCAAUACCAGCACUACCAGUACCAACGGGAGCAGGAUAUCGCCUACUAUUGCCAGUUGCAGGCGGCGCGGCAGCAGGAGCAGUUGAUGCAGCAGAGGACAUCGAUGUCGUCGUCGGUUAUGCCAGGCCUCGCCUUGCCCCAGGACCACCAAGCCACCCUCUCGAACGGACCCUCCCACAUCAACAACAACGGACUCGCCAUGGACGCCCACAGCAUCAACGCCAUUCUGGUCGACGACGAGCAGCCCUCGACUUCGGCCCAGGCUGCCGCCGCUGCUGCUGCAUCCGCUGGAGGAUCUGCUGGACCGGGAUCAGGAUCGGGAGCGGCUCUGGGUGGGGGCAAGCUGGCCAACGGCAUUAACCGCAAUGCAGAGAUGCCAACUGAUUGGAUGAGGAUUGCGGACGAGGGCCGGUAUGGGACACCGGGUGCUGCUGGCUUGGAAUAUCAGAAGUACGAACAACAAGAGCAACUGGAGGCCGAGGCUGGUGCCGUCGGUGGAGCCGCCAGCAACAACAAUGGCGAGCCGUCUUCGUCCUCGAAGAAGCUGGAGGAUCAGCUGCACGCCCUCACCUCGGACGAGUUGUACGAGACCCUCAAGGAGUACGACGCCCUGCAGGACAAGUUCCACACGGUGCUGCUGCUGCCCAAGGAGUCGAGGCGCGAGGUGACUGCCGGGGGACGAGAUGGAUCAGCUUACGUGCUGCGAUGCCUGAAGAUGUGGUACGAGCUGCCCUCCGACGUCCUGUUCUCGGCCAAGCUGGUGGACCGCUUCCUGGACAGAAUGGCCGUCAAGCCUAAGCACAUGGCUUGCAUGAGCGUGGCCUCGUUCCACCUGGCCAUCAAGCAGCUGGACUUGAAGCCCAUUCCCGCCGAGGAUCUGGUUACAAUAUCUCAGUGUGGUUGUACCGCUGGCGAUCUGGAACGCAUGGCCGGUGUGAUUGCCAACAAGCUGGGCGUCCAGAUGGGACAUGCACCGAUCACCUCCGUGAGCUACCUGCGCAUCUACUACGCCCUCUUCCGCAACCUGGCGAAGGAGAUCGGCGGCGACUUCUUCAAGUUCUACCAGCAGCUGAUCAAGUUGGAGGAGCUGGAGAACCGGCUGGAGAUCCUGAUGUGCGACGUCAAGACCACGGUGAUCACGCCCUCGACGCUGGCGCUGGUGCUCAUCUGCCUGCACCUGGACUUCCACAUCAAGGAGUCGUACACCCGCGGCAGUCCCGAGCUGAAGCACGUCUUUGAGUACAUCCUUUUCCUGCAGCAGUACAUGAGGAUUCCCGAUCGCGUUUUUACCUGCGGCUUCAGCAUCGUGUCGGGCAUUCUGUCCCACUACAACGGGCAGAACAAGGCGCCCUACAAGCAGCGGCUUGUCUGGAAGCUGUCCAGUCGCACGCUGCGCGUCCUGCGCCCGAUCAACCGCUUCUCCUCCGACCUGCCCACCAUUGAGGAAGGCAUCUCCAACGCCCUCGACGAUGGCCUGCGAUCGAGAACCGAGAGUAUUAGCUCGGAGGAGGAGGAGGACUGGCCCACUUCACCCAUAAUUCCAAUUUUCGAACAAUGUUAGUAUCCAGCCGCCAGCCAGCAGCAGUAGAGCAGCAGGGACAACAGCUGGACAACUGGAGCAGCGGACAAAGGAACCAUCAACCAGACGCCCACGCGGCACACACCCCUGCCUUCCGGGGGCCGGCAUCCUCCAGGAGAUCAGGCACCAGACAUAUCCCCAUCGGAAGCAGAAGCAGCGGGAGGAGCAGCACCAGGAGGUGGGGUGUGUGUCCAUGAGAGCGUUCCGCGUGCAAGUGUAGUAGUGCUGGUUGAGGUAGUGUGUAUAUUUUGCUAAAGUGCAUCAUAAUUCUUUUGGCAUAUACACAAACGUGUAUUUGGUAGCGCUGGUUCUAACAUUUAAGAAAACCUAUUGAAAUACGGAAAUGUGGGCGGCAAGGGGACGCAGCCAUGCCCUCCCCCUUUUGAGAAAGUUGCCCGAGAGUAGCGCCCCCCACAAUUUUUUCGAUUUAUUUGCGGCAGACAAAAAAAUACGUGAAAAAAAAACAAAAGCAAAAAAAAAAUAUAAAAAAAUUCAAAAUGAAUGCUGCGGACCAUCAUACAAAAGAUUGAUGCCGUUCCGGAUCAUUAUUCGAGAUCAGUGAGAGAGAGAAUACGAUUUGAGAAUUGCGAACCCACGCCGAAAUCCCGAACAUCUGGAAUGGGACAGCAGUUUUUUGUUGGUUGCGCUUAAAACCGUCAAACAAAAAAAUUUCAAAAAACUACAAAACAAAACCCCUAAAACAAAAAGUAAAUCUUUUUCAACAGACCCCUAAAUUAGUUGUAAACACUAUGUUCUCUAUGUUUGUCCCGCUCUUAUCAGUUAAUGUAAAAGCCCCGAAUCAAUGGACCCAAAAAAACAACCACAAAAAAUCAUAAAAUCUAAAAAAAAGUACAAAAGUUCUUUAUGUAUAGACCGCCCUAAAAGAUAAGCUUAACAAAAACGAGGUCAGAUCAGAUAAACCAGUAAUUUUAGCCGCGCUCAAAAAAAUAUAAAACGAAAACCAUAGAAAAACUAAAGUAUAAUUCGCCGCCUGUAUUGACUAAGAACUCUUAACAAUAAUAAUUAAUUAAACAAAGAUACGAUGAAUCCACGAUAUGUAGUGUGUGUCUAGUAGAUUUUUCUCUGUAAAACAAAAAACACAAUCGAAAACCAAACAAAAGCGAACUCAAUUUCCGCCCUUAAAAAUCAAACGAAAGCAGUCGAAUGCAAUCUUUCAUUAUCAUACGCAGCUAAGUAAAUUUGUUAAUAUUACACAAUUGUUUAUCACUUGAACAGUCAAGCAAUCAAUCAAUCAGCUUCAAAGGCAUUGAGAUUUAGUUCGAGUACCACGGUGAUCCCCUUUUUAUAUUAUACCUCUACAUAUAAUGCGCAAUCUUCUUUUUUGUUACAUAAUAUUAUUUAAAUUAUUAAACAAUUUGUAAAACGAAAUGCAUUCUUAUGUUGUACCAUAUAUACCAUACGAAACUACCAACUAAACCCUAGUUAAGAGCAAAACCAGCGUUGAGACAAGGCCAAAAUUCAAUUCAGAUUGAAGCGCGGCGAACAUUAAGCAGAAAUUAUGAUGCAACAUUUAGCAAGAUGUACCGAGAGGGUCGAGUGAAGAGUUUUAGUAGAGAGCAUAGGCAAAAACUAACGCAGAGCAUAAAAACAAUUGAAAUUUCGCAACUUCAGAAACGUUUCUUCAUACUUUUUUAAACCACUCUUGGCAGCGGAAUGUGCAAACUCUUGUCUGUAAAUUUGAAUAAAAUGCGUUUGCCCGCCACAAGGGCAUUCGGUUUUCAUGAAUAUUUACAACAAA